GCUAAUGUGUUAAAACUUUGCACGUGGCUGAUAGUAAAACAUUUGUUUAUCGUCCAAAAUAAUUUCCCAUCAUCCCGUCCGGCGGAGCCGGUGUCACGUGACUGGUGAGCCAUAUUGGAUCCUGCCUGAGCGAAAAUGGCAUCUGCCGAGCCCGUGCCGCAACCACAGGAGACUCCCAUAGAAGCAGCCGCAGUGGAGGCUGGUGAGGAGAAAGAGGAAGCGUCUGGAGCCGCCGCAGCCAAGCUGGACGCAGACGACCUGAAGUACAUCAAGCACCCCCUGCAGAACAGAUGGGCUCUGUGGUUCUUCAAGAAUGACAAGACCAAGACUUGGGCUGCCAACCUUAGAUGUGUGUCCACUUUUGACACUGUUGAGGACUUCUGGGCCCUGUACAAUCAUAUACAAGUAGCCAGCAGACUGCAGUCUGGAUGUGACUACUCCCUCUUCAAGGAUGGAGUUGAACCCAUGUGGGAAGAUCCCUUCAACAAGACGGGUGGGCGUUGGCUCAUCAACAUACAGAAGCAGCAGCGCCACUCAGACCUGGACAGAUUUUGGUUGGAAACUCUGCUGUGUUUAAUUGGAGAAGCCUUUGAGGAGGACUCAGACGAAGUGUGCGGUGCCGUCAUCAACGUUCGCAGCAAAGGGGACAAGAUUGCAAUUUGGACACACGACUGUAAAAACUCUGAGGCUGUCAUAAGAAUCGGUCGAAAGUUCAAAGAGAGGCUAAACCUUCCCCCUAAGUUUGUCAUUGGUUACCAGGCACACACAGACACAAUGUCCAAAAGCGGCUCCACAACAAAAAAUCGCUUCUCUGUAUAACCACAGUCCAACAAACUGUCCCAGUCCUAGCCUAGCACCAGUGAAGGUGGCACACGUUUCUCCAGUAACCAGCUGGACAGUCACAGUUGCCGAGUUUUCUAAGAUUUUCUGAUCCCUACGCCGCCACAGUGUCAUAUCAGAAGUCUCCCCUGCUACAAAUGUACCUGUCUCCCCAUCUCACCUGUUGUAAGAUUCCUCCCAAUAGAGAUGUGUUGUUGUCAGAUGCGUCAGCCAGAAGAUGAGCUUUUGGCCGACGAGCGAGAAUUUGUACAAUGUUCUGAAUAUCCCAUGCAUAUGUCAAUGCACUGUAGUUAUGGUGAAGAAUGGACAGCUUAAGUAAGGAACGAUACUGGAUAUUGUGGCAGAGUAGUGCUUAUAGCAUUGAGGUUUGUAUGUUCUUAAUGCAUUACUACAGCUUGUAAUGUCAAGCUUUUGCACAUGAAACCAGAAGUUAGCUUGCCUUUAAAACAAGCUUGUGUCAGCUAGGGACAGACCAGAAAGAAUGAAGGGGGUGGUGUCUGAAUUUAUUCUAAAAUAAAUUCAAAACUGUAUGCACAUUUGUUUUGUUGUUCGACAGUGUCUUUGUCAAGUCAUUUCUUCAAAUCUUUCUUGUGGUACUUUUUUCUUUCAAUUUCACCCCACACAAUUCUUUUGGUCUGCCCCUUUUUGAAAAUAUGGCAACUUAAUUAAUGUUUAUACAGAUUUUUGCAAGCAAGGAUAAAAAAAAAAAGAUGAAGAGCUUUUGCUUGGUUGAUACUGUUUUGUAAUUCACGUCCACAAUGUUUGUAUUAUUAGUAGCUUUUAUUUAUGAAUCGCUUUUCUUUGUAAUACAAGCAAUGUAAGUAAGAAGUAAUGUUUGAAAGUACUAUAAGGUAUGGGAAGAGGAUGUCGGUGUGUUUAACAUGCCAAGUGUAUUGUUGAAUGUCUUUAUAUCGAUAGGUCAAGUGACAAAAGUGAUGCCCAGAUUUAAGGGCAUUCCCUGUCAAAAAAGAUAAAAAGUAUUGACUUAUCCCGAUUAAGAUUGAAGAAGAAAAAAUAACUCGUAAAAAAAAUUACGAAGAUCUUAUUUCUUACGUUUUUCCUCUAUUAUGCAGUUGUCAUGUUCUUUGAAGGUUCUGUAACUGAUUUCCUCGAAAAGAAUGAAAUUGUACAGUGAUGACAACUAAGGAUGUAUGGAAUUGUCAGCUUUUUUGUAAAUUGAAGCAGCGUACCUAACCUAUCUAUAAUGCCGAUAUUGUUUCAAAUUAUUCAACAUAUGCUUAGCUGUAGUUUUGGCACCUCUGAAUCUUGACCAUGGAUCGAUGUGUAACCUUCCCUUUUGUUACAGAUGGUACAAAUGAAUUCCUUGGUUUGCAGGCUUUUUAUUGUAAACUUGGAAGAAAAACACAAUAGAACUGACAAAAGUGAAUGCAUCACUGCAUAAACAACUCCAAGUCAUCAAUUCACUCAAUGGCCUUGUGUUGGAAGUCAACAUCUUGCCUAUGUUGGUUUUAUCUCAAAUUUGGAUAACAAGAAAGUUCUUUCUUUUUUACUUAAGACUUCUUGAAUCCUGUUGGGGUAUAUCAUAAUUUGUAAGUAAAAAAAAAGAUUCUUUCAAUGAUGCUUAAAGACAAAAGAAACAGACGUUAAAAACGGGACUUGGAAAAGUUGAUGUAAAGAGUGUGUAACCCAAGUUUUUGCCUAGGAUGAUGUAAAAUGUGUACAGAUAAAGCUUGGAUAUCCCUGCACACUUGAAGUUAAAAGACGUUCACAGCAAAGGCCUGCUAUGGAGUGUUAGGGUGGUGUAUAUUUUUGACACAAGGAUAGGUCCUUUUUCACUUGAGGGAAAGUUUGAUGUGAUUCCUUUACAUAUAUCAUACACACCUUUGGCUCCAGUUUGCAUAACGUGAAUAAUGAAAACUGGGGAAAAAUUGGUUUCCUAAGAAAGAAUUAAAAUUGGAAGAGGUGAAAAUGUCUUGGUUCUAUGAUAAAGGUAGAGGCAGGAAUAUUUUUUUCCUGACGAGUAGUUUUGACAUACCGUGUAAAAAAAGAUCUAUUAAUGCUAUUAACUCUUGUUUCUUGUAUAGCAAAAGUACAGUUAGUGAUGACGUUAUGACUGAUUUGUACCACUUUGAAAGCUGAUUUGAACAGCUUGCAUAUAUUUGUAGCACUUGCUAUCUGAACAGAGUGAACAAUAUGAUUAUAUUAUGUGAUGCACAGUAACGGAUAUAUUUUCUUUUUGUCAUGUUGAUAGCCUUUCGUUUUUUUUUUUAGUUUUAAAAAACGACAGUGUAUAAUUAAGUCAAUGUAUUUACACAUUUUCUGCAUAAACUAUAGAUGUAAUUCAAUUUCCAUGAGUGGGCGCAAGCUGUGCAUUGUAAUACCUGUAAGCUCAUGAUUUUGGUAGCACAUUUGGUUAGCCUUGUUACCCAUAAUCAUAUAUUACACAGUUGUAGGAACCUACCUUGUUACCCUAGGAAGGUUUGAAAAGAUACAGGGGUUUUGCCACUGUAUUGUAACAUAAACAUAGGAUCCAUCUGAAAUGUCAUAAAAAAAGUCACUACU
Molecule: messenger RNA, 3363 nt
Organism: Branchiostoma belcheri (Belcher's lancelet)
Lineage: Eukaryota; Metazoa; Chordata; Leptocardii; Amphioxiformes; Branchiostomatidae
Product: eukaryotic translation initiation factor 4E-1A-like
Exons: 8
Coding region: 136-819 (227 amino acids)
Biological process (GO): translational initiation
Cellular component (GO): eukaryotic translation initiation factor 4F complex; cytoplasm
Molecular function (GO): translation initiation factor activity; RNA 7-methylguanosine cap binding
Source: RefSeq, a predicted model, not a curated record